Molecule: messenger RNA, 2337 nt
Organism: Marmota flaviventris (yellow-bellied marmot)
Lineage: Eukaryota; Metazoa; Chordata; Mammalia; Rodentia; Sciuridae
Gene: Dnai7
Product: dynein axonemal intermediate chain 7
Cellular component (GO): axoneme
Molecular function (GO): microtubule binding; beta-tubulin binding
Source: RefSeq, a predicted model, not a curated record
UUGCUUCCUCAUGGGUCCCAAAGAAAAAAAGUCUGGCCAUAAGAAAAAAAAAAUCUCCAAAGCUGAGCGACUGAAGCAGCUACAAGAGGAGGAGGAGAAGAAACGACUAAAAGAGGAAGAGGAAGCUCGUUUGAAACGUGAAAAAGAAGAACAAGAAAAGCUUGAAAAGCAGCGAAUUGAGAAUGAAAAAUGGCAUCAACUUGAAGAAAAAGAUCUACAAAGGAGAACUGAAGAACUUGCAGAACUGAAUUUAUUAGAGGGGUGUUUUCUGGAAGCAGAGAAGUUGAAACGAGAUACUAGAUCACUUGCUCACUGGAAACACUAUAUUCAAUGUGAUGGGAGUCCUGAUCCUUCAAUAGCCCAAGAAAUAAAUACUUUCAUUAGCUUGUGGAAAGAGGAAACAAAUCAGACUUUUAUGGAGGUGGUUGAGAAAAGUAAAUUAGUUCUACGUCUAAUUGAAAAGUUGAAAUUGAUUUUAAUGGAAACUCCACCAUUUGAUUUGCAAGAACAAAAUGUAAUACAAUACCAAGGAUCAAUUCUACAACUUCAGGAGCUCCUUCAUCUUAAGUUUAACAAAGCCACAGAAAUACUUCUCAGACAAGCUAGUACUUUAGCAGAUUUGGACAGUGGGAAUAUGGAAAAAGUAAUUCAAGAUGAAAAUGUUACUCUGUAUGUGUGGGCAAACCUGAAGAAGAAUCCAAGGUACAAAAGUAUCAAAUUCGCUGGAACACAAAUUGGAUUUGAAAUUCCAAAGAUAUUGGCAACAAGUGACAUUGCUCUCCGACUCCUACAUACUCACUAUGAUCAUGUUUCUCCACUGAAGCUUGUUCGAACAGAACAAGAAAACAAUUUUCUAAUGACUGAGACUGUCACAGAUGAAGGAACUAAGACUACAGAAGUCAAGACUACAGAAGUCACGACUAUAGAAGUCAAGACUAUAGAAGAAUCAGUCAGCCAAGAGGACCAGGAGGAGUGUAAACCACAAGAAAGUGGCUCUCUCAUAAAUUCCGAGGAUGAAAUAAAAGUUGAAGAUCAAGAUGUUACUGAAGCACAAAGGACUUCUGACAAGAAAGACUCUGAAGCUGAAAAAGGUGAACUGGAGAUGAGAUUAUUAAGUGAAUCGAUUUCAGCAGCACAGUUAUACCUGAUAGAGAAUACUACUGAAAAGCCAUUUAUCUAUGAAGACAAUGAGGUGGAUUUAUGCCAAUUCACAACUCUAGGUGGAGUGUACCACUUGGAUAUUUUGGAGCUUCCCCCACAGUAUAAGCCAGUGAAGGGCUGGAUGAUUGUGCAAAUACUCCAAGAAGGAUUACAGAAAUUCACAUAUCCUCCAGAAACCAUGGAAGACUUUGAUACAGAAAAUGCUUUUCCGCCUAUAGAGGUCACGCUCAAGGUUCAUGAGAAUGUGAUCUUUUUCGAGGAUCCUAAGGUUGUAAGGUGGGAUGCUGAAGGUAAACAUUGGAGAACUGAUGGCAUCAGUAAUGUAUCUUACGAUGCAGAAGCAAGACUUAUAUCAUUCAGCCUGGAAACUUUUGGUCCUCUUACCUUGAUUCAAGACUCUCAUGUUAACAUGCCAUUCCUGUCAUGGGAAUUAAAACCACUUGAAAUUAAUAAUGUACUUUUAAUUGUGACUACACUAUUUACUGAGAUUCAGAUACAAAUUAAGGAAAACCUCUGCAUGUUAAUUUCAAUCAAAAUAAAAGACAAAGAACAUGUUUCUAAUUUGGAAGGAAAAUGGAUGAGUCCUAUAUCUUUCAUUUUUGCUCUGAAAGAAGCUGGAUUGAAUAUCUUCCCAUCGGGACACUCUCAUUUUUAUGUUGUUACAAACAAUAAGAAUCCAUCAGUAGAAAUGAGAGCUUAUCGACAAAUGGCCCUGCUAAGUUCUGCUUUUGCAUUUGGUUGGAGCAAGUGGAAUAUAGUAUGUAAUACUACAAAAGUUAUAUUUAAGGCAAGGGAACAACCAACUGAAGAGCUUAUUGAGAAUCCUAAGUGGGUCCUUUUAAUGUUUAGUGGUGACAGAGCACAAAGACUCAAGAUGGAUGAAAACAGUGAUUCAUACUCAGAAGCACUUAAAGAAGGAACUGAGUUUCAUUCCACUCUAUAUCACAUGUUGAAGGAUGUUGCUUCCAGGGAAGCAAUGGAGAAAAUCAAUAAUUCCAACUGCCUAUUUAUUGACUCUGUUUGUCAUAUGCUACUCUCUAUUAGAUUUCUCAGCUAUUCUUAAAUCUCUACUUGCAAACUAUUCAAUGUGAAGAAUCAAACAUGUUUGGGGAAAACAAUCAGGUAUUUUUCAAAGUGAAUAAUUUUAAAACAGGCUAUUAAAAUUAUUGAAUAGUA